AUACAUGAGAGACACAGCAUGGGCUCCGUCUUGCAGACUGAGAGACUGAAGUCAAGAAAAGUAAAGUUCUUUAAAUCAUAUCUCAAAACUUUCUGACUCAGAAUAGAACGUGCGGUUUGGUCUGAAAAGGCUGAGUGUAUUUAAACUUUGCCCUGUAGGUUACAUAUGAAGACAGUUGACUAAAAUAUCAAACUAUGAAGGAAACUUCCACGAGAAACAAUAAUUUCAAAGUUCCUAGCCCAGUGAAUUCUGCAGAUGCUGAAUGGGGAAGAACAGCGAGUCAAGGUGACUUGGUCGAGCGGCUGCCUCCAGAAGUCACCGUUGAAAUCUUCAGCCAGCUAGACAUUCAGAGUUUAUGCAGAGCAUCUGAGACAUGCUGGAGUUGGAAUCUCACAAUAAGGGAGAGUGAAGAGAUCUGGAAACUUCACUGCUUGACCAUAAGAGCUGUGUGCCAAAGAGAAAUAGAUGAUGACAGAAAAAAUGGUUAUACCUGGAGGGAAACAUUCCUAAGAAAUUACCAGAAGAGUAAAGUGAAGCGUGAGUGGCUAAGUGGCAGAUACAGCAACAUACGUUCUCCCGCAAACCUGCCAGAAAAAUUUAUGUGCCCAAUGGAUGCAGAUACAUGGGGGGAAAUUCUAGAAGCAGAACUGAAAAGAGAAGUUGAAAAAUCGCAGUAGACCUCAUGGUUUUGAUGGUGCAUGAUAAAAUGACUCAGACUGCAGGAGACUUUAAAAUCGGGUAAUGUUUUUCUCAGUUUUUAAAAAAUAUCUAGCAUUUAAAAGAAAACAAAGUUGAAUGUGAAGCUUUGUAUUUUGCACU
Messenger RNA from Peromyscus eremicus (cactus mouse), 819 nucleotides. RefSeq names its product F-box protein 48 (gene Fbxo48). The record is from RefSeq and is a predicted model, not a curated record. NCBI's taxonomy places the organism in Eukaryota, Metazoa, Chordata, Mammalia, Rodentia, Cricetidae. Gene Ontology annotation, cellular component: SCF ubiquitin ligase complex. Gene Ontology annotation, molecular function: protein binding. Gene Ontology annotation, biological process: SCF-dependent proteasomal ubiquitin-dependent protein catabolic process.